Menidia menidia (Atlantic silverside) is the source of this 1308-nucleotide messenger RNA. Lineage: Eukaryota; Metazoa; Chordata; Actinopteri; Atheriniformes; Atherinopsidae. The record is from the annotation of a GenBank genome assembly.
AGAAUUGCACAUACACGUUUUAAUACAAUAUUGCCAUUUUUCUGUUCACAGUUGUUGCUCCGUGUAUUUAGUAUUAGUAGUUCUACAAAACAGAAUAAACUAAGCCUGUAGGUUUUUUUAAGGUGAGGAAGGAACGAACCAGCCAUGUCCUGGAUAUGAACGUGUGGUUAUGAAUUGUGUGGUUCUGUAAACGAACUCUAAGAUUUGCCCUGGAUUCACUCUGAUGACUGUUUGCCUGUAAUCGCCAGCCUUUAUAGCUGGACUCAGUGGGACGGCUCCAGACUCCAGUCGCUCUUCGACCCUCUCCUUGACAUUUUCAUUUCUUUCUGACCGACAACAGAAGACAGGAGGAAACUCAUCCUCGGCAGCAUGCAACGUUUCGUCGGGACUUCUCUCCUUUAUUUCCUUCUCUUGCACCUGCCACCUGCGCAGAUGUUUCAUCUUCCAGAGGAGAGACCAUCUAGAGUGACGUUCAUGGAGGUGCUGGGAAAGAGCAUGUGUCAACCCAUGGAGCAACUGGUGGAUGUGGAGCAGGAGUUUCCGGAUGACGUGGAAUACCUGUACAUACCCGCCUGUGUCCCACUCUGGCGGUGCUCGGGCUGCUGCAUAGACGAGCAGCUGGAGUGCCAUCCUACCGCUCAGCGCAACAUCACUCUGGAGGUGAUGCGGAUUAAUUCUUUGGCGCAGAUGGAACAUGUGGAACUGACAUUUGUGGAGCAUCAGGAAUGUAAAUGCAGACUGAGUCAGAAACCUCAAACUGAUAACAACAACAGUGAGUCCAUUAAGUACAGACCUCGAAGGAGGAAGUGCAAGAAGACUGCCACCGGCUGCGGAGAGUCCCAAUUCCCUAAAAUGCGGAAAAACCUUGGCUAAUUAACGAAAAAUUUGAUCUGGAGGAGUGAGCGAGAACCCAUGUGACAGUUCAUCCCCAGCCAACUCAUCUCUCCUGCACCAGUUAGACGUUGUACAUGCCAUCCUUUUUCUAUGAUUAAGUGACAUUAAAGCAAAAACUUUCAUUUAUUUGUGCUGAAACCUGCACACAUAAGGUUUCAUUUUCUCUUAUUGUAACAUUUGUUCAGGCUUUGUAUGUUGCUGUUCCUCUGGGAGGGUUUUAAAAUGUGUUUAAAAAGCAGAACAGCUACACGCUGCUUCUUGUUUAUUUUAACUUCUAUUGUUAGGAAAGCAACCCCAAACCUAGUGAAAAGAAAACCCACUGCAGAUUCAAUGCAGCACGUUUUAAAGUUCUCAAUAAUCAUUGAAUUGAACUGUCAAACAUGGAAAGUGCAUAAAAUAAAAGCUUACCAAGCA